Messenger RNA from Quercus lobata, 1488 nucleotides. RefSeq names its product E3 ubiquitin-protein ligase At3g02290-like. The transcript is spliced from 5 exons. The coding region runs from base 562 to 1248 and encodes 228 amino acids. The record is from RefSeq and is a predicted model, not a curated record. Lineage: Eukaryota; Viridiplantae; Streptophyta; Magnoliopsida; Fagales; Fagaceae. Gene Ontology annotation, molecular function: ubiquitin-protein transferase activity.
UUUUCCUCAAAAGAAAGAAAAAAAAAAAAAAAAAUUUCCAGGCACACGCACAAACCCAUAUAUAGUAUUCGAUUUUCCAAAGCAUAUAGUAAGUUUAGUAACAAUCUAAUCUGAUCCGACCACCCAAAUUUCGGAGUUUCAGGUUUCUCUGUCUUUGACUCUUUGUCCUUGUCUUUCCCACAAAACCCAUUAAUAAAAAAUAAAUAAACAAAAAAUAAACGAAAAAUAAAUUACAAUAACACGACUAGAAUCUCUCUUUCUUUCUUCCUUUCAAGUCCUCAGCUCUUCCUAAAGGUGAAGAAAUAUAGCCAUAAGUUAGUAGUAUCAAGAAAUUUGUGAUUUAUAAACAGAAUAGAGAGGGUACUGGUUUGUGGAGGCUGUGGGACUUCUGCGAGCUGAGCGCCUCUCUUAUUUGUUGUUUCUUAUUUAUCAAAGUAGACUUAUUGCGACAGGAGCUGUUUCUUCUUGAGGCAUAUGCAUACCACAAUUGAUUUCUGUUGAUGAGAUUGGAGAGUUUCUGUGGAGGGUUUUAAGUGGAAGAAAAAGAUUACGGCUGGCAAAAUGGGUGCCGUCUGUUGUUGUUUGAAUAAUGAUGACUUAGAAGAGUAUGUGAAUCCAACUAGUGCUGUAUAUAGGAACUGUACAUGUCUCAGUUGCUUUGUUCAGAACCUUCUUAAUGUGUAUACAUCACUAUUUAGAAGAGGGGAAGUGAAUUCCAUCCCUUCGUCUAUUCAGGGGGCAGCAUCUAUGACUUCUACAGCAUCACUGGACAACUCUCUAUCUGGCAUGUAUCGUUCUCCUCCAAGGCCCUUGCCUUAUGAUGCUGACCCCAGAUAUUUCCGCUUGCAGCGGGAUGGACUUGUCUCUAGACGUGAGAAGGGAUCAAGUCAUUCACAUGAGGAGACAGAGCCUCUAAGAAGUGAUGUUGAUACAGAUCCGGAAUCUUUAAAUUCAGGAGACAAAUGGAAUGAAUCUGCUUGUGAAGAUGGAUCAAAAGAAUACCGUUCUAAAUCCUCAGUUAAGAUCUCAUCAGCAAAAACUACUAUAACUGGAGUUGGAAACUUUUAUACAUCAUCAGAAGAUGAGGACGUCUGUCCUACAUGUCUUGAAGAAUAUACUACAGAGAACCCCAAGAUAAUGACCAAAUGCUCUCAUCAUUUUCACCUGAGUUGCAUUUAUGAGUGGAUGGAGAGAAGUGACAGUUGUCCAGUUUGUGGCAAGGUGAUGGUAUUCGAUGAAACAACAUAAUCUUGAUUGAAAGGUUUUCGUUGUAGAGGAAGCCAGCAACACACGGAGAGGAGAAAGAAAACCAAAGUGUAGUCAUUGUGAAUAUCAGAGGUUAAAGUGUUUGUUAUAUAUAGUAAAUAUUAAAAAUUGUUCCUCAUAUCGAUUGUUGUGAGUACGUGUUCCAAAUGUCCUUAAUUCCUUCACUGUUUCUAAUUGAAACAAGCUUGCAAUUUUAUUUGAAAUACGGCUAUGGUUUCUUCA